Bipolaris maydis ATCC 48331 is the source of this 2790-nucleotide messenger RNA. RefSeq names its product cobalamin-independent synthase. The record is from RefSeq and is a predicted model, not a curated record. Gene Ontology annotation, molecular function: 5-methyltetrahydropteroyltriglutamate-homocysteine S-methyltransferase activity; zinc ion binding. NCBI's taxonomy places the organism in Eukaryota, Fungi, Ascomycota, Dothideomycetes, Pleosporales, Pleosporaceae.
CUCCUCAUCCUCUCCAUCCUCUCACCUCAAUCCAUCCCCCCUUCUUCCUUCUCAUCCUCCCUUUUCCUCCCACAUCAAUCGUCCAUCUCGGACACGCACAUCACAAUGGUACACUCAUCAGUACUUGGUUUCCCCCGUAUGGGUGCGGACCGUGAGCUCAAGAAGGCCAACGAGGCUUACUGGGCUGAUAAGCUCUCCCGCGAUGACCUGCUCAAGGAGGGCAAGCGCCUGAGGUUGGAGCACUGGAAGAUCCAGAAGGACGCUGGCGUCGAGAUCAUCCCCAGCAACGACUUUGCUUUCUACGACCACCUUCUCGACCACAUCCAGCUCUUCAACGCUAUCCCAGAGCGUUACUCCAAGCACGGACUGCACAAGCUCGAUGAGUACUUCGCCAUGGGCCGUGGCCACCAGAAGGAUGGCGUCGAUGUUCCCAGUCUGGAAAUGGUCAAGUGGUUCGACUCCAACUACCACUAUGUCAAGCCUACCCUCCAGGACAACCAGACCUUCAAGCUUGCCGAGAACCCCAAGCCUGUGGUUGAGUUCCUCGAGGCCAAGGAGGCUGGCAUCAUCACCCGCCCCGUCCUCAUCGGACCCGUCUCCUUCCUCGCCCUCGGCAAGGCCGACCGUGGCCAGUCUGUCGACCCCAUCUCCCUUCUCGACAAGCUGCUGCCCGUAUACGUUGAGCUCCUCAAGAAGCUGAAGGAGGCCGGUGCCGAGAACGUCCAGAUCGACGAGCCUGUCCUCGUCUACGAUCUGCCCCAGAAGGUCAAGGAUGCUUUCAAGCCUGCCUACGAGAAGCUUGUUGGUGCCGACCUGCCCAAGGCUGUCAUUGCCACCUAUUUUGGUGACGUUGUCCACAACUUCGACGUCUUCCCCAGCCUUCAGGGAGCUGCUGCCAUCCACGUCGACCUCGUCAGGAACCCUGAGCAGCUCGAGAGCGUCAUUAGCAAGCUUGGCUCCAACCAGGUUCUCUCUGCUGGUGUCGUUGACGGCCGCAACAUCUGGAAGACCAACUUCAAGAACGCCAUUGAGCUUGUCGAGACUGCUGUCCAAAAGCUUGGCAAGGACCGUGUCAUUGUUGCCACCUCCAGCUCGCUUCUCCACACUCCCCACUCUCUCGAGAGCGAGAAGAAGCUGCCUGAGGAGGUCAAGGACUGGUUUUCCUUUGCCGUCCAAAAGGUGUCCGAGGUUGUCGUCAUUGCCAAGGCUGUCAACGAGGGCCCCGCUUCCGUUCGUGAGGCCCUUGAGGCCAACGCUAAGUCGAUGCAGUCUCGCGCCUCGUCUGAGCGCACCAACAACAAGGCUGUCAAGGACCGCCAGGCUAGCGUCACCCCCGAGCAGCACGAGCGCAAGUCUGCCUUCCCUGAGCGAUAUGCCCAGCAGAAGACCCACCUCAAGCUUCCUCUCUUCCCCACCACUACCAUCGGCUCCUUCCCCCAGACCAAGGAGAUCCGUAUCCAGCGUAACAAGUUCACCAAGGGUGAGAUCACCGCUGCCGAGUACGAGAAGUUCAUUGAGAAGGAGAUUGAGGAGACUGUCAAGAUCCAGGAUGAGCUUGACCUUGAUGUCUACGUCCAUGGUGAGCCUGAGCGCAACGACAUGGUGCAGUACUUUGGUGAGCGCCUUGACGGUUAUGUCUUCACCACCAAGGGCUGGGUCCAGUCUUACGGAUCUCGCUGCGUCCGACCUCCGAUCAUCGUUGGUGACAUCUCUCGCCCUGCCCCCAUGACUGUCAAGGAGUCCAAGUACGCCGCCUCGGUGUCCAAGAAGCCCAUGAAGGGCAUGCUUACUGGACCUAUCACCUGCCUGCGAUGGUCUUUCCCUCGUGACGAUGUCCACCAGUCUGUGCAAGCUCAACAGCUUGCCCUCGCUCUCCGCGACGAGGUUCUCGACCUCGAGGCUGCUGGCAUCUACGUCAUCCAAGUCGACGAGCCCGCCCUCCGUGAGGGACUUCCUCUCCGUGCUGGCACUGAGCGCGAGAAAUACCUCUCAUGGGCUGUCGACUCUUUCAAGCUUGCGUGCGCUGGUGUCCAAGACUCUACCCAGAUCCACUCGCACUUCUGCUACUCCGAGUUCCAGGACUUCUUCCACGCCAUUGCUGCGCUCGACGCCGAUGUUCUGUCCAUUGAGAACAGCAAGAGUGACGCCAAGCUCCUCAAGGUGUUUGAGGACAAGGCGUACCCACGCCACAUCGGUCCCGGUGUGUACGACAUCCACUCGCCUCGUGUGCCCUCUGAGCAGGAGAUCAAGGACCGCCUGUCUGAGAUGCUCACAUACCUCAAGCCCGAGCAGCUGUGGGUCAACCCCGACUGUGGUCUCAAGACCCGUCAGUGGAAGGAGACCAAGGCUGCGCUGAUCAACAUGGUCAACGCUGCCAAGUUCUACCGCGAGAAGCACGCGGCUUAAAUUUCUUCUGCCAUUUGGCAAUCCCUUUGCGGCCGUGUUUCAUGAACGCGGCCGCGUCGAGUAGCAUAUCAACUUGCUCUCGUGUAAUGUGUGUGUAAUGAGUUUUAUGAUACCCAAAAGUUCAACCUGCAUCAUGGGUCGUUGAGCGGUGCAAAAGAAAAGCACAUUGUGUGUAUGGACAGGACGGACAUGGGCGUCCGGCACAACUAGCUCUGGCGUUUGUUUUAUUGGGAAUGUUUGCGACACGGGUCGCAGGAUCGAUUGACCUGGACAGAUAGAUGUGUGUAUGUAGUAUAGCCAGUGAAGAAUGAGACGAAAAGUGUCUCCUGCCUGGCAGAAGCCGAAUAUGAAACAUAUCAAGGCAGAUGCAUCAAUCAUUGCUAC